Molecule: messenger RNA, 939 nt
Organism: Puccinia triticina
Lineage: Eukaryota; Fungi; Basidiomycota; Pucciniomycetes; Pucciniales; Pucciniaceae
Exons: 2
Coding region: 1-939 (312 amino acids)
Molecular function (GO): nickel cation binding
Source: RefSeq, a predicted model, not a curated record
AUGUCGGCUGAAGCAGGGGAGCUGUGCUCGAGCUCAGAAGAGUUGACGCUGUUGUUGCUUUCGGACUCCAGUUUGCCAGUCGGCGGUUUCGUUUCUUCGUCGGGACUCGAGUCGUUCACGAAUCACGGCUUCCUGGCCCACUGCAAAACUGAUCUUGCCCGCUCACACGCCCUGGUCAAGUUCACCUUCUCGAACGCCCAGAGCUAUGCCAGCCUCUGUGGGGCCUUCUUUUACCAUCUGCAUACACUCGUCACCGAUACCUUGAAACCGAACGCAGAAGACCAGGACCGCCUCGAUCCAUCGCAAGCUUCUGCCGCACAGGAGGAGGAGGAACAGAGGUUACAGCAGAUCGCCAGGAUUGUUCACAAGCUCAACCAGCUCUUCGAUUCGAUGUGUCUCUCCCCGGUCAAUCGUCGAAACAGUUACGCCCAAGGGGCUGCAUUUUUGCUCUUGUACUCCAAGUCAUUUGGCCCACCUGCAGGCCCUUCGAGUGGGACGGGUCUUGAACGCCUCAAGUCUCGGCUGAUCGACUCUCUCAAGCGGGAAAUCAGACGCGGCAACGGGUCUAUUCACUAUCCCAUUAGCUUUGCGUUUGUCACCGGCCUCCUCGGGCUCUCGUUUGAUCGGGCGAUACAUCUUCACAUCUUUCUGCACAUUCGAUCGAUCUUAUCUGCGGCAGUACGGCUGAACAUCAUCGGGCCAUACCUCUCGCAGAAGAUCAUGUUUACGAAUAUGAAGUCGAUGCUUGACUCGAUCAGCGGGGAGAUCGACGGUAAGCGGCUGGCCCGAAGCGACCUGGUCGAAUGUGGGCUGCUCGAUCCCGGUCAACCAGAGUCAGUCGCCGAUCGCGUCGAGGAUGGGCCGGCAACGACUUGGCCAUUCGGGGAGAUCAUUCAGACCCGUCAUGACUCUUGCCACGUCCGAUUGUUCAACUCUUGA